GUGUGUCGCAGGCUUUACCCCAAUUUUCCCGCGAAUUGUUAGAAAGAUUAGGUUAAAUUCGGCUCUGAAAAGCAGACGACGGGCUUCACAUAUACCAAUAUAUGCCUACUUAUGUAUUGUAUGAUAAUGUAUACGGGCGAUACAGAGCACGUGUUUUCUCAUCAGCUUGCAUCAUUUACGUCGUAUGUCGUUUCAUCAUGAAUGCUCUAGCGCGCGAUACAAGGUAGUCUUUUACUCAGAGGCUACUUUUCCUACUUAUCAGCUCGAUGACGUUUCUUGAAAUCUUCUCAUUAAUCGGACCUAACAUCGAGACGGAGUAUAACGUGAUAAAGAAAUGUUUCACGAACAAGAAGAGCCCGUACCGAAACUCUCAAAGAGAGAUAUCUUGCUUACAUCAUUUAUUUCAGGUGCUCUUGCAGGAGUUAUUUGUGACGUGACACUUUUUCCAUUGGAUACCCUGAAAACGCGCUUGCAAAGUCAACAUGGAUUUUUCCAAUCCGGCGGUUUCAGGUACCUGUAUAAAGGCAUAGGGCCUGUAGUACUAGGUUCGGCUCCGUCAGCUGCUAUAUUUUUUAUUACUUAUGAAGGAAUAAAACAAUAUUCGCAACCAAAUAUACCAAAUCAGUAUCACUCCAUUAUUCACAUGAUCGCAGCAUCAUCUUCUGAAAUAACUGCCUGCUUAAUUCGGGUACCAGUUGAGGUUAUUAAACAAAGGAAACAAGCGCUUUUGUCUGAUUCGCAUCGACUGAGAUUAAGAACAUUAUAUCGCGGUUAUGGAAGCACUGUCCUUCGAGAUCUGCCAUUUGGUGUGAUUCAAAUGCCAUUAUGGGAACAUUUCAAGUUUUAUUGGACCCAACAAAUACAACGGGACUGCACACCUAUGGAAGGUGCCACUUGCGGAGCUGCGUCAGUUGCAAUAUCAGCCGCCAUAACGACGCCAUUAGAUGUUGCAAAAACCAGAAUUAUGUUAUCUAGCACAUCUGCAGAAAAAGAGGAAGUUAAAAUAUCGAUAAUGUUGAAAGACGUUUACAGAGAUCACGGUUUUAAAGGGUUGUUUGCUGGUUUUUUCCCGAGAGUAACUGGUUUUACUAUGGGUGGGUUUAUAUUUUUUGGUGUUUAUGAACAAGCUAGAGAAUUUUGUUUAUCCUAUCUUUCUUAGUCGCCAUUAAAUGAACGAAUUAUAAAAACUAAGUUAUGUGAAUUACAUACAAUUAGUAAAGAGAGAAAUUUUCUCACUCACAAUCAGUA
Molecule: messenger RNA, 1248 nt
Organism: Atta colombica
Lineage: Eukaryota; Metazoa; Arthropoda; Insecta; Hymenoptera; Formicidae
Product: S-adenosylmethionine mitochondrial carrier protein homolog
Exons: 7
Coding region: 335-1159 (274 amino acids)
Cellular component (GO): mitochondrial inner membrane
Molecular function (GO): S-adenosyl-L-methionine transmembrane transporter activity
Source: RefSeq, a predicted model, not a curated record